AUGCGCACCAGAACCACGGCCCUACUCGCAUGGAGCAGUCUACUAGGGCUGGCCCAAGCUGCCUGCCCCUUUGCCGAUCCGGGCGCGCUGGAGAAACGCGAUGAUAGCCAGUCAUCGGGCUUUCUUGACCAGUACAAGGUGGACGACAGUGACGGCUACAUGACGUCUGAUGUCGGCGGACCUAUUGAGGACCAGCACAGCUUGAAGGCUGGCAUCAGGGGCUCGACGUUGCUGGAAGACUUCAUCUUUCGCCAAAAGAUUCAGCAUUUCGACCAUGAGCGGGUUCCGGAACGGGCAGUACACGCUCGAGGUGCUGGGGCUCAUGGUACUUUCACCAGCUAUGGCGACUGGAGCAACCUCACGGCGGCGUCGUUCCUGAGCGCCGCUGGGAAGCAGACGCCCGUGUUUAUCCGAUUCUCGACCGUUGCCGGGUCCAGAGGCAGCGCGGACACUGCCAGAGAUGUUCACGGCUUCGCCACCCGGUUCUACACGGAUGAGGGCAACUUCGAUAUCGUUGGGAACAACAUUCCUGUCUUCUUCAUUCAGGAUGCCAUCCGGUUUCCCGACCUCAUCCACGCGGUCAAGCCGAGGCCGGACAAUGAGAUCCCGCAAGGAGCUACUGCCCACGACUCGGCAUGGGAUUUCUUUAGCUCUCAGCCAAGCACCAUGCAUACCCUUAUGUGGGCUAUGUCGGGUUAUGGUAUUCCCCGUAGCUACCGCCACAUGGAUGGCUUUGGUGUGCACACCUUCCGCUUUGUGAAGGAAGACGGCUCCUCCAAACUCAUCAAAUGGCACUUCAAGACCCUCCAGGGCAAGGCCAGCUUGGUGUGGGAGGAGGCACAAGUGCUUGCCGGCAAGAACGCCGAUUUUCAUCGCCAGGAUCUCUGGGACGCCAUCGAAUCUGGGAACGGGCCGUCCUGGGAGCUUGCCGUCCAAGUGGUGGACGAAGAGAAGGCGCUGGCCUUUGGCUUCGAUCUGCUAGAUCCCACAAAGAUCAUCCCGGAGGAGGUUGCUCCGCUGACCAAGCUGGGUUUGCUGAAGCUGGACCGCAACCCAACCAACUACUUUGCCGAAACGGAGCAGAUCAUGUUCCAGCCCGGCCAUAUCGUGCGCGGUAUCGACUUCACCGAGGACCCGCUGCUUCAGGGACGUCUCUUCUCAUACCUGGACACCCAGCUGAACCGACAUGGCGGACCCAACUUUGAGCAGCUCCCCAUCAACAUGCCCCGGAUCCCCAUCCACAAUAAUAACCGUGACGGAGCUGGCCAGAACUUGAUUCACACCAACAUUCGUCAUUACACGCCCAACACACUCAACAAUGGGUUCCCCCUGCAAGCCAACCAGACCCACGGCCGGGGUUUCUUCACGGCCCCGGGCCGCGUGGCCAAUGGCAACCUCGUCCGCCUGCUGUCCCCGACGUUCGACGACCACUGGUCGCAGCCGCGCCUCUUUUACAACUCGCUCACCCCAGUCGAGCAGCAGUUCCUCAUUAACGCCAUCCGCUUCGAGACAAGCCAUCUCACGUCCGCGACUGUCAAGCAGAACGUGCUCGCCCAGCUCAACCGCAUCAGCAACGACAUCGCCGUGCGCGUCGCCGAGGCGCUCGGUCUGGAAGCCCCCGCCCCGGACCCGGCGUUUUACCACAGCAAUGUCACGGCGGGCAUCUCCAUCUUCAACGCCACGCUGCCGACUAUCAAGACGCUCCGCGUCGGUGUCCUGGCGAGCGCAAAGUCUGACGCGGCGCUGCAGCAGGCUGCGCAGCUGAAGGAGCGGCUUGUCAAGGAAGGGGUGGUGGUGACCGUGGUGGGCGAAACGCUGGCCCUGGGGGUGGACCAGACGUACUCAGCGGCGGACGCGACGGCGUUUGAUGGCGUGGUGGUGGUUGACGGGGCCGAAGGGCUGUUUGGCGACGGCAAGGAGGCCCGCUCGGCGCUGUUCCCAGCCGGACGGCCCGGGCAGGUGCUGCUGGAUGCGUACCGGUGGGCGAAGCCGGUCGCGGCGCUGGGUCAGGGGGAGAAGGCGCUCAAGAGCGUCGGGGUGCCGAUCAAGGGGGAGGGUGUGUUUGUUGAGAAGGCGGUGGAGGAGUUGGUGACGGGGUUGGAGAGCGGGUUGGCGAGGUUUAGGUUUACCGACCGGUUUCCUAUCGACAGUUAG
Molecule: messenger RNA, 2154 nt
Organism: Parathielavia appendiculata
Lineage: Eukaryota; Fungi; Ascomycota; Sordariomycetes; Sordariales; Chaetomiaceae
Product: heme-dependent catalase
Exons: 7
Coding region: 1-2154 (717 amino acids)
Biological process (GO): response to oxidative stress; hydrogen peroxide catabolic process
Cellular component (GO): cytosol
Molecular function (GO): catalase activity; heme binding
Source: RefSeq, a predicted model, not a curated record